AUUCUUAUCCCGACUUCAACAACUGCUUCAUAGAACAAUAAACUAUAGCCAAAACAAAAUAAAAACAUCAACAACCAUAAUGGUUAAUUCCUCUGGUUUUCUCCUCGCCGUUCCGUUGGUCUUAGUUACUUUUAUCUUCGCCUUGUUGAGCGUCGACGCAAAUGGUGAGCACCAUUUGAGCUGGAUUCCGACUGAGUCUAGCUGCAAGGGGUCGAUGGCUGAAUGCAUGGCUGAGGAUGAGUUUGAGAUGGACUCGGGGAUUAACAGGCGCAUAUUGCAGACCACACAGUACAUUAGCUAUGGAGCUCUGCAGAGGAACACAGUGCCAUGCUCGCGAAGGGGUGCAUCCUACUAUAACUGUCAACCAGGAGCACAAGCCAACCCUUACAAUCGAGGCUGCAGUGCCAUUACUCGUUGCCGGGGUUAAGGUUUUUCGCCGUCCUUUUUUUCCUUCAGUUUCAUUGGUUUCUCUAUUUAUGUUGGUGGAGAAGCUCCCAUGUCAUCCUUUGUCCUUUAAUUUUGUGUUUGAAAUUUUACCUUCAAAUUUAAAUAAAAAGGAGGAACAUAUACUCU
Molecule: messenger RNA, 573 nt
Organism: Hibiscus syriacus
Lineage: Eukaryota; Viridiplantae; Streptophyta; Magnoliopsida; Malvales; Malvaceae
Product: protein RALF-like 33
Exons: 1
Coding region: 80-427 (115 amino acids)
Source: RefSeq, a predicted model, not a curated record